Molecule: messenger RNA, 2919 nt
Organism: Miscanthus lutarioriparius
Lineage: Eukaryota; Viridiplantae; Streptophyta; Magnoliopsida; Poales; Poaceae
Source: the annotation of a GenBank genome assembly
AUGCCCUCGAGGAGCCAGUACAACCGCCGCGGCAGCGAUGGGGACGAGGACGAGAUCGUUGCAGUCUCAUCCGACUCGGAGGAGUCAGAGUCGGAGGCGAACCGCGGGGCCGAGGCAGACGACGACGACGACGACGAAUACGUGGGGGAAAGCAGUGACGCGGGCGGCGGGGACGAAGCGGAGGAAGCAGGCAGCAGUGAUUGCGGCGAGGGCGGUGACGUGGACGGGGACGACCACGAUGGCCACGGCAAGCGGCCACUUCGGGGCCUGCGUCGCGGCGCGGCGGCUCCCGAUAAGGAGAGGAAAUCGCAGAACGUGGAUGCUCUUGUCAGGGGUAACCUGGUUGUAAGGAGGCAGCCACUCAUUCCACGUAUUCUUUCAGUUUCUGAUGCAGCAGCAAUAGCUCGUAAGCCAUUCAAACCUCCAUGCCAAAAUGGAUAUAGUGACAAUAAUGAGCAGCUUGCUCGGCGCCUUUCAGCUCGUAAAAGAUUUGUCCCGUGGGGUUCAACACAGACAUUUGCAGUUAUACAUCAUCUUCCGCAGUCGCCUGUUGUUGCUAGCGAUAGUUCGUCAGAAAAGGAGGAACCUCUUCCACCUGGUAUUGAGCCAUUGAUUUUGUGGCAGCGCGAUGAAUGUGAGAAGGAAAAUUGCAAUUCUGCUUCUAUCGAAGUCGACCACUUGCUUGUGCGUUACCUCCGACCCCAUCAAAGGGAAGGAGUUCAGUUUAUGUUUGAUUGUGUCUCUGGGUCAUUGAGUGCUGAUGGUAUUUCUGGUUGCAUUUUAGCUGAUGAUAUGGGAUUGGGGAAGACUUUACAGUCAAUAACUUUACUAUAUACCCUUCUUUGUCAAGGCUUCGAUGAUAAGCCAAUGGUUAAAAGGGCUGUCAUUGUAACCCCCACAAGCUUAGUUAGCAACUGGGAAUCUGAGAUAAUUAAGUGGUUGAAAGGCAGAGUGCAGCUGCUGGCCCUCUGUGAAAGCACACGAGCUGAUGUUCUUUCCGGAAUAGAAAGUUUCUUAAACCCCUUGAGCCGUCUUCAGGUACUUAUCAUAUCUUAUGAGACUUUCCGCAUCCAUUCUUCAAAAUUUGAAAGACCGGGCAGCUGUGACCUUCUCAUAUGUGAUGAGGCCCACAGGCUGAAAAAUGAUCAGACACUGACAAAUAAGGCUUUGGCUGCCCUUCCUUGUACACGGCGCAUCCUCUUGUCCGGUACCCCAAUGCAGAAUGAUUUGGAAGAGUUCUUCUCAAUGGUGAAUUUCACAAAUCCAGGGGUUCUGGGGGACGCUUCAUAUUUUCGUCGUUAUUAUGAAGCACCAAUCAUCUGUGGGAGAGAACCCACUGCAAGUGCAGAAGAAAAGAAAUUGGUAUCUGAGAGAUCUGCAGAGCUUAGUGCAAAAGUAAAUCAGUUUAUAUUGAGACGAACAAAUGCCCUGUUAUCCAAUCACUUGCCUCCAAAGAUUGUUGAAGUCGUGUGCUGCAAGUUGACUCCUCUGCAGAAAACUCUGUACAACCACUUCAUACAUUCCAAAAAUGUUAAACGCUUGAUAUCUGAAGAAGCAAAGCAAUCCAAAAUUCUAGCAUAUAUUACCGCUCUUAAGAAAUUAUGCAAUCAUCCAAAGCUGAUCUACGACACCAUAAAAAGUAACAAUUCAGGUGGCUCUGGUUUUGAUGACUGUCUACGCUUUUUUCCGCCAGAACUUUUUUCUGGAAGGUCUGGAUCAUGGACUGGCGGAGGAGGAAUGUGGGUAGAGCUAUCUGGGAAAAUGCAUGUAUUGGCAAGAUUACUGGGGCACCUCCGUCAGAAAACCGAUGAUCGUAUUGUUCUUGUAUCAAAUUAUACUCAGACAUUAGAUCUAUUUGUUCAAUUAUGCCGGGAAAGAAGAUACCCAUAUGUUAGACUUGAUGGAGCAACAUCCAUCAAUAAAAGGCAGAAGCUGGUGAACCAAUUCAAUGAUCUAUCUAGGGAUGAGUUUGUCUUUCUACUUAGUAGCAAGGCAGGUGGCUGUGGGCUUAAUCUGGUUGGUGGAAAUCGUUUGGUUCUCUUUGACCCUGAUUGGAACCCUGCCAAUGAUAAGCAGGCUGCUGCUAGAGUAUGGAGAGAUGGACAGAAAAAGAGAGUCUACAUUUAUAGGUUCUUAAGCACAGGAACCAUCGAGGAGAAGGUAUAUCAGCGUCAAAUGUCGAAAGAAGGCCUCCAAAAAGUUAUUCAGCAGGAGCAAGCGGACAACAAAAUGCAGGGGAGUUCUCUUUCAACAGAAGAUCUGCGUGAUCUUUUUACUUUUCAUGAACAUGUCAGGUCUGAAAUACAUGAAAAUUUGAAGUGUAGCCGCUGUGACAAGGAUGGAAAUUCAGCUUUGGAUGGUACUGGUUUUGCAGCCACUGAUCAUAAGGCUUCAAUUCCAGGAGUGCAAGAUUAUGCUGAUAUUGGUAGGUUUGGAGAGAUAUCUGGAUGUUUGCAGAAAAUGAAUAGCGCACAUCACCAGAUUGGAAGACCUACUGAAGAAGACCUAGGAAGUUGGGGACAUCACUUUGAUCCAUCAACUGUACCUGAUACUGUACUGCAGUGUUCUGCUGGCGAAGAGGUUUCUUUUGUUUUCACCAAUCAGGUUGAUGGAAAACUUGUUCCAGUUGAAUCUAUGGUGCGAUCAGCAGCUCAUCAACAAAACGGAAUAGCAGCCACAGGAGAAAAAGGAGCGCAGAAAACCGAUUCUCCUAGCAAACCUGGAAGGCAAUCCUUAAAUGGCAAGAAUUUGAAGUUGAUGGGAUUUAAUUUAAAGAAUUCGUCUUUGAAAUGUUCAACCAAAUCCAGAACAUCACCAAAUUGCUUGCAAGGAUUGAAGAAAACCAGCCCCUCUUUGGAUCAACCUCAAAGUAAAAAGCUUCAUGUUGCUUCUGAUAUAUCUGAUGAUGAUUUUGUUUGA